AUGUCCGCCCCAACUGUUUCCAAGAACAUCGAUUCUUAUGACCCUGACCAGACCACGUUCUAUCUUGGUUACAGGGAAAAUGACUUUGCUCGCCCUCACGCCAAGUAUUUCAAUCCCGAAGUAGAAUUUAUAUCUGACGAAGUUCAGAAGGGUCUUAUAUGUAGCCCGUGGGCAAAUGCGCUGAGCUAUUAG
Messenger RNA from Penicillium angulare, 192 nucleotides. RefSeq lists its product as uncharacterized. The transcript has 2 exons. NCBI's taxonomy places the organism in Eukaryota, Fungi, Ascomycota, Eurotiomycetes, Eurotiales, Aspergillaceae. The record is from RefSeq and is a predicted model, not a curated record. The coding region runs from base 1 to 192 and encodes 63 amino acids.